AUAUUUGUCAUUUAUUAACAACGGGAUACCUGCAUGCUAUCUCGCCGGUAAAACGGUUGAACGCUACGUGCCCAGCCUGACCAACAAUGGCCUCCUCCGAAGAACCCAAAGCUAAGAAACCUAAAAUUUCUGCACAUGAGGAGACGGACUGUGCACCCAAAACAUCUCCUGUCAAACUAAGCUCGCUCAUCAAGUCUCGAGCACCUGCACAGACUGACAGAGAGAUGUCUGUAUUGAGCCCUAAUUCACUGUUCGGGAUGGGAAAUCCCUUGCUUGACAUUUGUGCCGUGGUGGACAAAGACUUCUUGGACAAAUACACACUCAAGCCAAAUGACCAGAUCCUGGCUGAGGACAAGCACAAAGCACUAUUUGACGAGAUAGUGAACAAGUUCAAAGCGGAAUACCACGCUGGGGGAGCCACACAGAACUCCAUCAAGAUUGCUCAGUGGAUGAUCCAGGAGCCUCACAACGUGGGCACUUUCUUCGGAUGCAUCGGCAAAGACAAGUUUGGGGAGAUCCUGAAGCAGAAGGCAGAGGAGGCCCACAUCGAUGCCCACUAUUACGAGCAAGACAAGGAACCCACGGGUUCGUGUGCAGCGUGCGCCACCGGAGCGAACCGGUCACUGGUGGCUAACCUGGCUGCCGCUAAUUGUUAUGAGAAGGAGAAACAUCUGGACCUUGAAGAAAAUUGGAAGUUGGUGGAAAAGGCUAAAGUUUACUAUAUUGCCGGUUUCUUUGUCACAGUGUCUUUGGAGUCCAUGCUGAAAGUGGCCAAGCACGCGUCGGAAAAUAACAAACUGUUCUGCCUCAACCUGUCGGCACCCUUCAUCUGUCAGUUUUUUAAGGACCAUCUCAUGCAGCUCUUGCCUUACGUGGAUGUGCUCUUUGGCAAUGAGACGGAGGCAGCCGCAUUCGCGAAAGAGCAAGCUUUUGAGAUCAAAGACAUUAAGGAGAUUGCCAAGAAAAUGCAGGCCCUGCCCAAAAUCAACACCAAGCGACAAAGGAUUGUUGUCUUGACUCAGGGGACGGAUGAAACUGUGAUGGCUCUCAGUGAUAAAAUUGAGACCUUUCCAGUGAUGGCAAUUGAUCCCAAAGACCUCGUGGACACAAACGGUGCUGGUGACGCCUUUGUAGGAGGUUUCCUGUCUGGGCUGGUCCGAGAAAAAACACUGGACCAAUGCGUGAGAGCAGCUCACUAUGCUGCCAACGUCAUCAUUAGAAGAUUGGGUUGCACGUUCCCUGAAAAGCCAGACUUUGUUUGAUGUGUUUUUAUUUUUGUUCUGUUCCACCCCAAAAAUGUCCAUCGUUGAACACAAACAUGUCACCCGGAAUGCUUUUUAUCCCGGUUUUCCCCAUCCAUCAGAUAUAUUUUUUUAACCUACCAUCCGACUUCUUUUUAAUUGUUACCUUUGUGCCACCUCACAUGAGUAUGUAUUCUUUUUUCCACCUGGUUGCGCUGCAGGGACUAUUAAUAAGGAUUUGUCAGUCAUUCAGAUGCAAGAUCAGCAAAUCAAAGAAUUAAUUUGUGUGUGAUCCAUUAGGCCAGUUAAGGACAGGACAAAGUUUUUUUUUGUUUUGUUUUGUUUUGUUUUUCAAAUGCAUGAUUAGUAGGUGUCAAAGCCACUAGCCACAGGAAGCAGAACUGUGACACUCAACUUUGUGCAAAUAAUGAGUGCCUUUUAUUCUUUGUUGCAAACGUUUAAAGACUUGAAGCCACUUUUGUCAUCAGUAUGCAAAGUAAUAGUGCACAUAUGCUAUUACUAUUGGAACCUAAGACCAACAAUCAAAGGAUAAUUGUGGCAGUGGCCAUUGUAAUUGUGUAUUUAAUUUUUUUUUUUUACCCAUUUUCCAAGUACCUCAAGACUUGGCUUUGUUUAAUUCGACAUAAAUACACGUUUAUCACAUUGGGAUAAGAUUUGAUAUUCAUCUCUUUCUCUUUGAUUUGGAUCAAUCAAUACUUGAAUACACGUGACAAUUUUUGAUGAUGCACAAUGGUAUUUUCUUCCUUUUAUUGUAAUUGUUUUAAAAUCUUGGAUGUACAAUCCCGUUCCAUUCUUUUCCGCAAUAUGUGCUCAAACAAGAGGCCUCAAGUGACCCUUUUGUCUGGUUGUUGCCAGACUUUGUCUAGCCUGGACAAAUACAAUGAAAACAAAACAAAA
Hippocampus zosterae (dwarf seahorse) is the source of this 2159-nucleotide messenger RNA. RefSeq names its product adenosine kinase-like. Bases 87 to 1262 code for a protein of 391 amino acids. Gene Ontology annotation, molecular function: adenosine kinase activity. The transcript has 12 exons. NCBI's taxonomy places the organism in Eukaryota, Metazoa, Chordata, Actinopteri, Syngnathiformes, Syngnathidae. Gene Ontology annotation, biological process: purine ribonucleoside salvage. Gene Ontology annotation, cellular component: nucleus; cytosol. The record is from RefSeq and is a predicted model, not a curated record.